CAACAGAAAGAGUGAGAGAGGGAGAGGGAGAAAGAGAGAGAGAGGCACAACGACAGAGAGAGUAAGUGAGACAGAAGCGAGAGGGAGAUUUUUUUUUUUUUUACCAAGAGUAACAGCCAGUCUUAAUAAGGAAGUACAUUUGUAUCUGGAUACUGCUGAUGAAACAACUGCAGGCUAAGUUCUACUAUUUCAAGAAACAGGAUGACCCUGCUGAGUUCUGUAGGGUCCGGUCUGGUGGCCUGUAGUGGGACAAGUGGAGCCUGACCCCAGAGGACAGUUUCUUCACUUGAUCAGAAUGGGUUGUGCGUGCAGUGGGCAGAAACCAGUCAAAGAAAAGGAAGAAAAGGCCAAUUCCAACUUUACCAGUCCUACAGUACAAAGUGGAGUAUCCCAAACAGAAAAUGACGAAGAUGUGGUCAUCGCUCAACAUGACUUCAAAUCAACAAACGACAAUGACCUGGCCUUCAAAAAGGGAGAGAGACUCAAAGUGUUGCAGGAGGAUGGAGAUUGGUGGCUGGCUAAAUCCCUGUUAACCGGAGAUGAGGGCUUCAUACCAUGCACCUUUGUAGCCAAAGCUCAUUCGCUCGAGGUUGAAAGAUGGUUCUUCCAAGAUCUGAGCAGGAGGGAGACGGAGCGUCUGCUUGUCGCUCCAACAAACAAACCGGGUUCCUUUCUAAUUCGAGAGAGCGAAACAACGGCAGGGGCCCUCUCCUUGUCGAUCCGAGAUCUGGUAGCAGAAGAAGGAGACGUUGUGAAACAUUAUAAGAUCCGCUGUUUGGACAACGGCGGCUACUACAUCUCCCCCUCCAUCACCUUCUCCACCCUGCAGGAACUGGUCAAAUACUACACCCGCACAGCUGACGGUCUGUGCCAGAGGCUCAACGCGCCCUGCAAGGCCAUGCCCCCCCAGCAGCCCUGGGCGCAGGACGAGUGGGAGAUCCCUCGCAGCACCCUCAAGAUGAUGGAGAGACUGGGGGCGGGGCAGUUUGGAGAAGUGUGGAUGGGUUACUACAAGGGCCGGCAGAAGGUGGCCAUCAAGACGCUGAAGGAGGGGACCAUGGAGCCGGCGGCCUUCCUGCAGGAGGCUAACCUCAUGAAGAAGCUGAAGCACGACCGCCUGGUGCACCUGCACGCCGUGGUUACCAUGGAGCCCAUCCUCAUCGUCACCGAGUUCAUGUGCAAUGGGUGUCUCCUGGACUUCUUAAAGACUGAGGAGGGGAGGAAGCUGAAAAUACCCAAACUGAUAGACAUGUCCGCACAGGUGGCUGAAGGCAUGGCCUACAUCGAGGGUAAGAACUACAUCCACAGGGACCUGCGGGCGGCCAACAUCCUGGUCAACGAGAUGCUGCACUGCAAGAUCGCAGACUUCGGCCUGGCCCGGAUCAUAGAGACCGAAUACAAGGCACAGGAAGGAGCCAAGUUCCCCAUCAAGUGGACAGCACCAGAGGCCAUCAAUUAUGGCACCUUCACCAUCAAGUCUGACGUCUGGUCCUUUGGAAUCCUCCUGACGGAAAUCGUCACCUACGGGAGGAUACCCUACCCAGGGAUGACCAACCCGGAGGUGAUCCGCCAACUGGAUCUGUUCUACCGCAUGCCGUGUCCCGAGGGCUGCCCCGAGCAGCUGUACGACCUCAUGAUGGGCUGCUGGAAGGAGAAGCCCGAGGAGAGGCCCACCUUCGAGCACCUCCAGCACACCCUCAACGACUUCUUUAUCGCCACGGAGGGAGCAUACGAGAUGCAGCCCUGAUGAAAAAAACAUCUUCCGCUUUUGUUUUUCUCAGAAAGAGUGAACUUCUUUGUGUGCAGUAACUAAAGCGUUACCGGUACCGCGGCAUUACGGCUGAGAUAAUAACCUUUUUUUUUUGCUGAUGGGGUUUUUGUGCUCAACCUGUAUGAAACAAAGAAGGAUUUAUGACGGAUAUUCGUGACGUCUGUGAAUCAAUGCAAUACCUGCUAUUCCCGCUGCCCUGUUAAAGGAGAACACAUGCUCAUUUAAGCAGCCUAUUUAAUGACUAAGAAGUGAAAGAAUAAGUGAUAAACAAUCGGGAACUAAUUUUGGUAAUCACUGACACAGUUGGUUACUGUGUGAGAAACGGACGGACGGAUAAACACAUGGAUGACUUCAUCACAUGAAUGAGAAUUAACAGAAAAAUACUCAUGCUUGGCACAGCUGGGGAACCCCAAGGAGUUACACUGAUACAAUUAAAGACAUAGGCCUACUCGCCACAGCUUGUGAGAAACGGCAACGGCAAACAUAAAAGUAAUUUAAGUAACUGCUAUCAGGAGCAACGCAGGUGCUGUUGGCACUGUGUUUGAUUUAGAGAUAUACAUUCUUUUUGGUACUAAAAGUAAAGGUACAUUUUUCCUGAGCUCCAAUGGGGUACAAAUACAUCAUUAUUUUCUGUUUGUAUAUAACAGCACUGGUAUCUUCUUCAGAAAUAUAAUUAUUUUGAUUGCAAAGAUUUCUCAUUCCAAAGAUAAAGUUUAGUAGGUGCAAUGUUUUAAUUGUAUUUAUUUGAUGUGGAAAUGGAAAUAAAUUAUAGUUUUUACUUUAUUUUGGUGAUUAGCACUGGGCACAAUUAAAUUUUAUUUCCAAAAUGGAAUUACACUGUUGCUUUAAAAUGGAUAUAAAUAUUCUAAUAAAUAGCCUAUAUUAAAAAAAAUAAGCAGCAAUUGCCUUUCUCAUGACAAAUGUAUGCAGCACAGGUAAGCAAUAAAGAUAAAGUUACACUUGUGAGUACAUUAUCAUAGUAAUAAUAACCUCCUGACUAAAAACAUUCUUGGGGGAAUAAACAGCAUCUUUCAGAUAAGAGUGGAAUGGCCCCACCAAUAACGGGCAUUUCCUGCCACUUCCUGAGGGGACAGGAAACAGGAAGUGUGAUUCAGCAGUUCUUUUUAUGCUACACAGUUUUCUAGGACUUUUCUCAUGUCACCGAAAUAGCACAUAAACAGUUACUGAAAGCGUCGCACACCAAAUUGAGUAGUAUUUAUUCCAAAUAUGUUCUGAUACAUUGAAAAUAAAUUGAAGCAAUUCAACGUGCUUUUACUUCUUAUCAAUAGGGUUUGCAGUGCUGCAGAUUAAUUUAAUAAUGAUCACUCAAAUUUUACUGGGGCACUGUGGAGACUUUUACUGGUGCACGUUCCUCAGUAAAAGGGGCUGACGACGCCUCUGGUUUGCACGGUUCAAUUAUUAAAAAUCCACAAAAUUAUAUACAAAUUCAAGGAUUUAAUUUGUUAGAAUUCAAAUAUUUAAUCAUUAUAAAUAAAAUUGAAUAAAUUUAAAAUUAAACUAAUGCCAAAUCCAUAACAGGAGAGUAACAGUGCGGUAAUCUUUCAUUGCAUUGUUCUUAUCAUCCAGCAGAGGUCAGUGCCACACAAUACCAACAAAAAUCUGUUGUCGUUUUUAACCUGGGUUAUAGAUAUGGCUCCAAUCCUUGGACUGAAAAAUAAAUAUAAAACGUCCUCCGAUUCUUAAUGUGGUAGUAGAGAUACGAUUGAUAUAAUGAAACUUAAUCAGAGUUAAUGUCAUAUUCCAAGGAGACUGCUUUUGAAAUGUGUGUACUCUUC
Gadus chalcogrammus (walleye pollock) is the source of this 3567-nucleotide messenger RNA. It is a transcript of the gene blk, whose product is annotated as BLK proto-oncogene, Src family tyrosine kinase. The record is from RefSeq and is a predicted model, not a curated record. Lineage: Eukaryota; Metazoa; Chordata; Actinopteri; Gadiformes; Gadidae. The coding region runs from base 296 to 1747 and encodes 483 amino acids. Gene Ontology annotation, biological process: protein phosphorylation; innate immune response; cell differentiation. The transcript is spliced from 14 exons. Gene Ontology annotation, molecular function: non-membrane spanning protein tyrosine kinase activity; ATP binding; signaling receptor binding. Gene Ontology annotation, cellular component: extrinsic component of cytoplasmic side of plasma membrane.